Messenger RNA from Arachis duranensis, 940 nucleotides. Its product is annotated as disease resistance protein RUN1-like. Gene Ontology annotation, biological process: signal transduction. NCBI's taxonomy places the organism in Eukaryota, Viridiplantae, Streptophyta, Magnoliopsida, Fabales, Fabaceae. The transcript has a single exon. Bases 1 to 864 code for a protein of 287 amino acids. Gene Ontology annotation, molecular function: protein binding. The record is from RefSeq and is a predicted model, not a curated record.
AUGCUCGCCGAACUCUCCGCCCUCUUUGACGCCGCCGGUGACAUCCACUUCAAGUAUCAGCUCCCCGGCGAUGACUUCGACGCCCUAAUAUCCGUCAGCAGCGACAGCGGCCUAAACAGCCUGAUGCUUGAGUAUGAUAACCUCUACAGAAAUUCUCCUAAAACUGCUCGGAUGAGAUUAUUCAUCUUCCCUGGUAACGGUCCUGAUUUUGCGUCCACCCAACCUUUCCCACCUAAACUGAAAUCCAAAGUCAACGGCGGUGCUGUUGUUCCUCCGCAAAUUACGCCGGUGAAGUUCCAAGAUCUGUCACCGGUUAACAAUUUUAAUACCUUAGACCGGGUGUUGGAUUCGGAUCCAAAAGUGAAUCGACUGGUCGAAGAUUCCGGUUCUUCCCGUUUGAAUAAUCCGUUACCUGCUUUACAGUAUGAUGUUUUCAUCAGCUUCAGAGGUGAGGAUACACGCGCAAGCUUCACUUCCCAUCUUUUCAAAGCCCUGUCCCGAAAGCAGAUAGUUACAUACACUGAUGACUUGCUUUACGAAGGAGAUUCGAUCACGUCCCUCCUCCUCAGAGCAAUUGAAGAGUCUUGCCUUUUUCUUGUUGUAUUCUCAGAGAACUACGCAUCCUCAAAGUGGUGCCUGCAAGAACUGGUUAAAAUAAUGGAGUGCAAGAAAGAAUUUGGACGGCUUGUUAUACCUGUCUUCUACAACGUUGAUCCAUCACAUGUAAGAUAUCAGCUAGGAAGUUACAAUGAAGCGUUUAAAAAACACUUGCAGAAUAACAAGAAGGCGGAGGUUCAGAAGUGGAGGGAAGCUCUCACUGCAGUAGCAAAUUUAGAAGGCUUGGACUCCCGUUCUUAUAGGUAAGUAUGCGUUUAUUGAGUUAAGGAACCCCUUUUUGUUCAAUUUUGUUGACGAUCGUGUUACACUGCUCCUAAUGUUA